ACCCGCAACACUGAAAUCAGUUUUUGCCGCUGCUGUCUUGUUUGUGUGUGGGCGAUGAGGAAGACGAGUGUUGCUCUGCUUCGCGCUGCAACUGCUGCAACUACUGUCUGCACAGGCAGUGUUGGCGCUGGCGUAGCUUGUGCCGCUGGUGGAGGUGGAGGUGGAGGAGCAGCAGCAGCAGCAGCAGCGAGUGUGCGCGUGCUGCGCUUGCCAGGCCUCAUCCCUUGGCUCAACGCAACACGCAUGCAGCGCGCCCUCGUUGACACAUACACGCAGGACCAGCUGGUGUUAUGUCAGCACCCACCAACGUACACUGAAGGCCGCCGCAACAACAUUACUGAUGAAGAGCGAGCACGCCUGCAGCAGCUCGGUGCACACGUCCAUGAGAGCAAGCGAGGUGGACAAAUGACGUUCCACGGCCCUGGCCAACUCGUUGGGUAUCCCAUCGUCAAAGUCCCCAACUACGGCGGGGUCCGCUGCUACGUGCACAAGCUUGAGGAGACACUGAUCGAAACAUGCGCUCACUUUGGCAUUGACGCUGGCCGCUCGCCAGACACUGGCGUCUGGGUUGGCGACGCAAAGAUUGCAGCCAUUGGGGUUCAAGUGUCACGUCGGAUAUCAUGGCACGGGUUUGCUCUCAACUGCAACACAGACCUGGCCUGGUUUGACCAGAUUGUGCCGUGCGGUAUUGCAGACAAGGGCGUCACCUCCAUCUCCAAGCAGCUCGGGCGAGAAGUGACCGUUGAGGAGGUGAUACCCGUGGUGGAGGAGUGCUUUGGGCGCGUGUUUGGAACAACAAUGGUGGCUGCAUCCCAAGACACGAUACACGAUGCACUCAACCUCGCCAACGCCACCAACGACAGCAACACCACCGCAAAGAGAUGAUGUAACAUGACAUGACGUCAUACCCCAACUCCUCCAAGAUGGAUUCUUGAUGCGCGCAUUGUAGGUCGAGCAAUAUGUAUUGGGUGUUGGUUGACUUGGGGAAGUUGAACGCAACGAAAAAACGAAAGGCUUGCUUGUGUACGUUCGUGUGCAAGGGUGCAAAGUAAACGACCAAUCAAGCGA
This is a messenger RNA of Salpingoeca rosetta, 1068 nucleotides long. Its product is annotated as lipoate-protein ligase b. NCBI's taxonomy places the organism in Eukaryota, Choanoflagellata, Craspedida, Salpingoecidae. The record is from RefSeq and is a predicted model, not a curated record. Gene Ontology annotation, biological process: protein lipoylation. The transcript has 6 exons. Bases 55 to 885 code for a protein of 276 amino acids. Gene Ontology annotation, cellular component: mitochondrion. Gene Ontology annotation, molecular function: lipoyl(octanoyl) transferase activity.